AUGGCGUCUCCUGCGAACAUUGAUAUGAAGAACCUCGUUGGACAAUGGACUAUGAACAAGUCCGAGUCUGAUGCCUUCGAUCCAGUUCUCACCCUCCAGGGCAUCAGCUGGUUCAUACGGAAGGCCGUCGAGACAGCAACCCUGACUCAAUACUUGCGCCAAAGCACCGUCGAUGGCUCAGACGGUGCGCCUACCACACUCAUUGAGAUCGACCAGGUCCUCACCGGUGGCCUCAAGGGUUCGCCCGAAAACCGAACCCUGGACUGGACCUACCGCGAGCACACCGACUUUAUCUUCGGCGUCAUCAGAGGCCGUUCCCGCUACUCCACUCUUCAGAAAUUCCAGCAAGAGUCCAAGGAAACAGGUGCGACGGAUGAAGACAUCAAGUACAUGACUGAGGGGUGGUUGGAGGAAACCCAACAAGGGGAUAUCUUAGAAAGUUUCAUGUCCAGUGCGGCCGGCAAGUGGAUUUCAUGGAACGUUUGGGGCUUCGCUGAAUCUGGCGGAGAAAGGAAGUUAAUAAAGAAGUUUACUGUUAGGAAGAUUGACACAGGUGCGGUUGUGAGGGUGAAAAUGGUUUACGAUUACCUUGGUCCAUUGCAGAAGUAA
Bipolaris oryzae ATCC 44560 is the source of this 609-nucleotide messenger RNA. RefSeq lists its product as uncharacterized. Lineage: Eukaryota; Fungi; Ascomycota; Dothideomycetes; Pleosporales; Pleosporaceae. The transcript is spliced from 2 exons. The record is from RefSeq and is a predicted model, not a curated record. The coding region runs from base 1 to 609 and encodes 202 amino acids.